GCGUGGCGUACGGACACGCUUCGAGAUUGUGGGUCGAGUCGAGGAGUCCCUAUUAAACUAACAAAUUAAUUGGACAAAGGCUCUCCGAGCGUCGGGUUACGGUUGCGUUUUCAUUUUCGGCGACAUUUAAAAUGAGUGCCCUCAUAUUUCUGUGUGCCAUUCUCAUUGGUUUUGUGAUUUAUUCACUCAUCAGCUCAGUAAGACGACCUAAGAAUUUUCCCCCAGGACCGCGUUUUGUGCCUUGGCUAGGGAAUACAUUGCAGUUCCGUAAGGAGGCCCGCGCCCUUGGUGGUCAGCACAUUCUAUUCGAACGAUGGUCUAAGGACUAUAAAAGCAAACUGCUGGGCUUGAAAUUAGGCAGGGAGUUUGUGGUAGUGGCGCUGGGACACGAGAUGGUGAAGGAGGUGCAGCUGCAAGAGGUGUUUGAGGGACGGCCGGACAAUUUCUUCCUGCGCCUGCGCACAAUGGGCACACGCAAAGGGAUCACCUGCACGGACGGACAGCUGUGGUACGAGCACCGUCACUUUGCCAUGAAGCAGAUGCGUCACGUGGGCUAUGGUCGCAGCCAGAUGGAGCAGCAUAUCGAGCGGGAGGCAGAGGAGCUGCUGAACCAGCUGGAGCGGACAGAUGAGCAACCGAUCGAACCGGUCACCUGGUUGGCCCAGAGUGUCCUGAACGUCCUGUGGUGCCUAAUUGCCGGCAAGAGGAUCGUCAGCGAGGAAGACAGCACGCUGAGCCGGCUGCUCGACCUGAUGAACCGACGCUCCAAGCUCUUCGACAUCUGCGGUGGAUUGCUGGCCCAGUUCCCCUGGCUACGCCACUUGGCGCCGGAUCGCACGGGCUACAACCUUAUCCGCCAGUUGAAUACGGAGCUAUAUGGUUUCUUCAUGGACACCAUCGAGGAGCACCGGCGACAGCUGACGAAGGAUCCCGCACCGGCCGACAGCGACCUCAUCUACGCCUACCUCCAGGAGAUGAAGGACAGGAGUGCGAGUGGGGAGAGCAGCAGCACCUUCAACGAGACGCAGCUGGUGAUGACCAUCCUCGACUUCUUCAUUGCCGGCUCCCAGACCACCAGCAACACGAUUAAUCUGGCUCUCAUGGUGCUUGCCAUGCGGCCGGAUGUCCAGGAGAAGCUAUACACUGAGCUCACCGGUAGCGUUGCCACCGCCACCGCAGGGGAUGCGUUUCCUCACCUCAGCAAGCGGGAAUCCGUCGACUACAUGGAUGCCUUUAUUAUGGAGGUUCAAAGAUUCUUUCACAUCACCCCGAUCACUGGGCCGCGAAGGGCUCUGUGGCCCACCAAACUGGGUGGCUACGACAUUCCAAAGAAUGCCACCAUUUUGAUUGGACUGCGUUCCGUGCAUCUGGACAAAGAUCAUUGGGGGGACCCGCUGGAGUUCCGUCCGGAGCGUUUUAUCGAUUCAGCUGGAAAGUGCUUCAAGGAUGAAUACUUUAUGCCUUUUGGAAUGGGUAGGCGCCGUUGCCUGGGCGAUGCUUUGGCCCGCGCAUGCAUCUUCUCUUUCCUGGUGCGAAUUGUGCAACAUUUCCGUAUCGUCUUGCCGGCAGGAGAGACUCCCUCGAUGGUUCUACUGCCCGGGAUCACGCUGACGCCAAAGCCCUACAAGGUGCAGUUCGUCAAGCGAUCUUAAGGGUUGUGGGAUCGGAAUCUAGGCUAUAAUGGGUAUACUGUACAGUUUGAGAAAUACUUGAAUAAAAAGAAUUCAUGAAA
Messenger RNA from Drosophila kikkawai, 1732 nucleotides. It is a transcript of the gene Cyp305a1, whose product is annotated as Cytochrome P450 305a1. Gene Ontology annotation, molecular function: heme binding; iron ion binding; oxidoreductase activity, acting on paired donors, with incorporation or reduction of molecular oxygen, reduced flavin or flavoprotein as one donor, and incorporation of one atom of oxygen. Gene Ontology annotation, biological process: xenobiotic metabolic process. Lineage: Eukaryota; Metazoa; Arthropoda; Insecta; Diptera; Drosophilidae. The record is from RefSeq and is a predicted model, not a curated record. Gene Ontology annotation, cellular component: cytoplasm; intracellular membrane-bounded organelle.